UGCACGGCUUUCGAAAGGAUGGUGAUUGUGGAGCGUGGUCAGAGUAGACUUAGGCGUAUAUAAGGACCGCCGACCCAGCCCAAGUCAGUCAUUCACCGGACUACCAACCCACCAUACACACAUCAAACAUGAAGACCUUUAUUGUGUUCGCCUGCUUGGCCGUGGCAGCAGCCCGUGCCGGAAUCGCUCACGGAGGCUACGGUGGUUACGGCCACGGAGGCUACGGAGGCGGUUAUGGAUUCGCCGGACACGGAGGAGCCGGACUUAGCGGUGGUCUUGCCGCUGGUGCCGGAACUGCUCACUCUCUCCAGGGUGGAGCUUCCAGCUUGGGAUCUGGCGGUCUUGGUGCCAGCUAUGCCGCUGGUGCUGCCGCUGCUGCUGGAGCUGCUGGAGUUCAACAAAUUGUUUCUGGAGGAGUUGCCGGUGGCAGGUCAGACAUUGGACCCGCUGAAGGACCCAAGGCUAACGUAGGACCACAAAGUGGACCAUCUGACCUCGUUGGACCCCAAGAAGGAGCCAAAUCCGUAGGAGGACCCCGUACCGGACCAUCCAGUCUUGUUGGACCUGCUGCUGGCCCAUCCACCCUUGUAGGACCAUCCCAAGGAACUGCCACCCUUGUUGGACCAUCCCAAGCUACCGCUAGCCUUGUCGGACCAAGCUACGGAGGUGUUGCCUUCUACGCUGGAUCCGGUGGAAUCAACGGUGACGAUGGAAGCUCUGGCUCUGCUGCUGCUGCCGCUCCCGGUGGUGCUUUCGGAGCUGGUCUUGGAGGUGCCGGUCUUGGUGGACUCCGAGGUGGUGCUGGUGCCAUUGCCGUCAUCGGAGGUGGUCCAGGAAUCGCUGGAGGUAUUGGCGGACAUGAUGCCGGUGUUGCCGUAAUCAACGGACCAUCUGGCGCCAUCCACGCCGGUCUUGGCUCUCACGGAGCUAUCAUCCCCGCCGGUCACGGAGGACACUGGUAAGACGUUAAGGACCCCAGCGAUCUCGGCUCGGCGACGGCGGCAAACUCACCACAACCAUACCGAUCAACUAAUCCUCUGCGCGUACAUCUUCCCAAAGCUUCAUACAAUCUUGGAGCACGGCAACCAAGGAAUAGUCAUACGAACAUUCAGUCAAUAGUGAGAUAAGUCAGCCAAAUCAAUCUACAACAGCACCGCUACAAUCCAAGCCGAUUCAUGUCAUUCAUCAAAAACAUCGUCAACAUUUAUUACUUCAAUCAAAACAACUAGCAGCAUGAGGACAUCUGGAUCGGUAUCGGCUGAGUGGAUAAGCUUUGGCGCAUCACCACCAACUGAGAUCCGUUCUGUUUUGUUGAACAUCCACGUUGGGACUAGCCCUUGACUUACAUCCAUCAACAUCUAAAGGCCGAUGCACUCACUUACAUAGACUAUCCUUUGAAGAGACCGCUGCCUAAAAAACAGUUGUCUUAUAGUUGUAAUACUCACUGCCGCACCUAAGCAUACAUAUUUUUUAUUACAUAUUCGUCAUGUCUUCUUAUUUUUUAUAUAUAUAUAUAAUGUAUCUAUAUAUAUAUAUAAUUCUACCCACUAUUUCUCUUCUACUUUUUAUAUACAUACAUACAUAUAUAUAGAUAUAUACACACAAGCGCGCAUCAUGUUUAACUACGUAUACCAUAUAUGCAGAUGUAUGUCUGUGUAAUGUAGCAAAGGAGACCGGUGAUUGUGGUAGGUCAGCCGUUCCUGUGAGUGAAUCAAUGUAUAUAGAUGGCACGCCGUUGCCGGCCCUCGACCCCGCCCGCCCUCGUCAUACCCGUUCUUUACGAUCACGACUAGCACCCCACCACCACCAUAGAUAGAUACCACGUAUUUAUAGCGUUUAUACAUUUAUACAAUACUUUAUAUAAAAUAAAGCAUCAGUAUUUAAAACUCA
Molecule: messenger RNA, 1890 nt
Organism: Chelonus insularis
Lineage: Eukaryota; Metazoa; Arthropoda; Insecta; Hymenoptera; Braconidae
Gene: apd-3
Product: spidroin-1-like
Exons: 3
Coding region: 129-962 (277 amino acids)
Source: RefSeq, a predicted model, not a curated record